AUGGAGGUGAUGCGCGAGGCUUUGCAGAACGCGGUGAACAGCGUUCAGAAGAAGCAUCCCAGGCUGCUCUCACAGCUUGUGUUCGUCAAAGGUCGCCCGCACUUCCAGACGACCUCCAGUGGCGUUGUGGAGGUCGACGUAAUUGAGAAUAUCCCCGAGUCUAUCUCUGCGUCUAUUGACGGCAACGGGGAAGGUUCUGAGGAGUUUUUGGACGAUUCCUUCGAGAUCGGAAGGAGGUGUUCGAUCGAUGUUGGUGGUGGCAAAACUGCUGCUGAAGAAGAGGGCUUGGAAUGCAGCGAGUCGGGGCGAAGUGGUUUCAAGAUGAGUCUGUGUCAGGACCACUGGCUGAGAAUCGUUGAAUCCGCCAUGAACGAGCCGUGGAAGUGUGACGAGUCGUCUGUGGGAGAGGAAGCUGCGAGCCUCCUGUGCUUCAGGAUGUACAGGCUUCACGAGGGCCGUUCCUUGAUUCUUUUCCGUGCACACACAUCUGUGUGCGACCGCAAGUCUGCUGGCAUCAUUGUGGAGGAUCUCCUUUCCUUCCUUGAUGAUGAAGUCAAUGGCAGUGGAAGCCGCGCUGAUCUUGGCAGCGCAAAUGAGUGCUCCGGAGAUGAGCCCAAUUCCCAGGACAAGGAUCACUCUGCGAAGAUCCAGAAGGCAGAGCUGCCAGUGUCAAGUCUGAAGGAUGUGGAGAGCUGCAUCCCUCCAGAACUUUCGAGGAAGCCAUUCUGGGCUCAUGGGCUGGAUGUUGUUGGAUAUGGGCUGAACUCUCGCCGUUAUUCAUGGCUUCCGUUUCAUGAUUCCUCAUCGGAGCGUCAGUCUGCUCUCAUCCGAUCUGGUCUCAGCAGAUCUGACACUGAAAGGCUCAAGCAGGCAUGUGAGAAGCAGAACAUUACCCUAUUUGGAGCAGUUGCAUGUGCAGCACUGAAAGCCGUGGCCAGUGUAAAGGAGCUGGGUCGCAAGGGAGAACACUUCGCUGUCACCACGUUUUUGGACUGCCGUCCAUUGCUAUCCCAUGAGAUCACCUUGGACACUGUUGGGUUCUACCAUUCGGCCAUGAUGCACACACAUCAAGUGAGCGAAACUUCAGAAUUCUGGGACCUUGCAAAGCGGUGCCAUGAGUCGACCCUGCAUGCCAUCAAGAAUAGAAAGCACUACACUGACAUGGGUGACCUCAACGUGCUCAUGGCCCAGGCUAUCUUGCAUCCCCAGCUCACCCCAGAAAGCUCUCUUCGAACGUCCACUGUGUGCUCCUUCUGGGAUGCCCUGCACGAAAGGAUGCAGGUGAGGAGUUGUCCAAGUCAAUACGUAAGCUUCUAA
Messenger RNA from Closterium sp. Naga37s-1, 1317 nucleotides. NCBI's taxonomy places the organism in Eukaryota, Viridiplantae, Streptophyta, Zygnematophyceae, Desmidiales, Closteriaceae. The record is from the annotation of a GenBank genome assembly.